AUGAGUGGUUUUGUAGGCGUUAUUGGUCCUAAAUAUCUUAUUGCUCCUUUAGAUACAAUCAAAGUAUCAAAAAUUAUUCAUGGAAGUCAGUCAAAUUCUAUUCUCUGGAAUGAAAUUCUUAUGCAAGGAUUUCCGAGAUUGUUCCAUGGAUUUGCAUGUGACUUAAUUCGAAUUCCAAACCAAACAAUUUUUAGAUACAUUUUAUUUGAUGAAUUACGGUACUUUAUGAAUCGAAGUAUAGCUGAUAUGAUAUCAGCAACAGCAGCGUCAGUUGUUUCACAUCCUGUUGAUGUUAUUCAUACUUUGAUGAUCUCUAAUCCAGUUAAAUACCCAACAAUAUCAAAGACUGCAUAUAAAAUCUGGCAAACUGAUGGAAUUAACGGAUUUUUACGAGGUAUUCAUCCUACUUUAAUUGGAUACAUUCCAUAUCGCAGUGUAAUGUUUGCUUCUGAGAUAAUUCUCCAUAAGUAUCCUAUCAAGAACUCCCCAGUAUUAGAUUUUCUCGUGCAUGGAACUGUACUUACCUGUGCACAAUUCGCUACUUAUCCUUUUGACGUUGCCAGGAAGAGAAUGAUUGCUGAUGAAUCUGUUCGUGGUAUGAAUUUUGUUGGAGUAAUUCGUGAUACGUACCAAACAAGAGGUUUCAAAGGACUUUAUUCCGGAUUUGGAACGACUAUCGCAAGAAUUUAUGCUUUCACAUAUUUACAGCAUAAAUGUACAAAACUUGCACAAGAGUUUCUCUAUAAUUUCAAUUACUUGUUGAGAAAACAUGAAUUUGAAGAUAUUUAA
This is a messenger RNA of Trichomonas vaginalis G3, 789 nucleotides long. RefSeq names its product mitochondrial transport. The transcript has a single exon. Bases 1 to 789 code for a protein of 262 amino acids. Gene Ontology annotation, biological process: transmembrane transport. The record is from RefSeq and is a predicted model, not a curated record. Lineage: Eukaryota; Parabasalia; Trichomonadida; Trichomonadidae.